GAUUUCUUUUAUCUGUUUGUCCUUGACGAUUGACAGUUACGUCAAAUUUGGCGUUUCUUGUUUCUGUUUAGCUUGAAUGAAAAUUUGUGUUUUUUAUUCGGAAAAAGUCGAACAACAACGGUCGAUAUUAGAGUUGAGCGGUUUUAGGUGAAAAAGAAUGGAAAAUCCAGAAGAAAUACUCCAUAGCCUAGAGCAGUUCUCGAAAUUCAGGCCAAAAGACAUUCCUCGAGAAUUGGAGGAAUAUUUAUGUUUCGUUGCCAAAACUGGUGAUCCUGUUUAUCAAUGGUCAACCGUUAAACAUUUGUUGAGAGAAAAACUUGUAAACGUUGUAACUGAAUUUUAUGAAUCGUGUUCUUUAGUUGAUAUUCAACCAUGCAAAAACGUAGACAAAUUCGACUACGACAUGAUGAAGUCUUUUAUUUUAGAAAAAUUAGAUACAUUUGUAUCUGCCCCAUUCACGGUGCAAAGGAUUUGUGAACUUCUGACAACCCCACGAAAAGAAUAUAAUAGAAUAGAUAAAUUCAUGCGGGCAUUAGAGAAAAAUGUUCUAGUAGUCAGCACUGUGGAACCUGGUAUGAAAAAUGCAGAAAAUGGAGACAGUUUAGUAAAUGGUUUGGAAUCAGACCAUAUACCUGAAUCUAGAAACUGUAGCACUGAAAUUAUUGUUGUAGAAAUGGAAGAAACAACGUGGCAUAAAACAGAUGAGCCUGAACCAAUGCAGUUUCAGAAUGAAGAAGAUUCAUCGGCCACUGAAGUUCAAGAUACUGUUAUGUCUGAAGUUGAAGAAACAGUCAAGGAAUCAGUUGUAGAAACUGCAUGCAGCUCAUCUCAAGAUGCACAGCCAAUGGUAGAAGAACCCAAAGAAAUCGAAACAGAAAAAGUUGAACUGAUGAACACAACUGAAGAAUACUGCAACGAAACUGUUACAUCUGAAGAGGUUAAUGUAGAUGCACCUCAGCCAAUGGAAUCUGAGAAUGAUGUUGUUUCAGAGCCUGUAGCUUCAUCUGAAGUUGUAAACGAGGCCUCAGAGUCGGAAGUGGCGAGUUCUAUCGAUUCUAAGAAUUCUGAUCUCCCUUCUGAAGACUCAAAAACCAAUGAUGAAGCCCCAGAAGAACACCUCAAACAGGCUGAUUCAACAACUAGUUCAAAAUCGCCAAAAGUUAAUGAAGUUCCUACAGAAAACCAACUAGAAUCAAGUACUGUUGAAAUUGAACCAACAUGCAAUGUUCAAGAAGCCCAAAAUGCUGUUGCCAGUUCAGAAAAUGAUAGUACCAAUACGGAUUCAGAUUCAAACCAAAGUUCAGUUUCAACAGAACCUGAUACAGUUAACGAAGCUCAGUUGAGUGAGACUAGUUCAAAUGAAGCUAAGGAUAUAAUUAGCAAUGAAUCUGAAGAAAGUAUAAGCUAUCACGAAGGUUUAAAUUCGACUCAAGCUGAUACAACAAGAGGUUACGAAAAAUCAGAGAACACUUUCCAGAAUAAAAUUGAAGAGAGCAAGGAUGAAGAAAUUUCUUCAUCGGAUAAAGUUGUAGUAGCUGUCCCCAAUACUUCUGUUGAUGACAUAAGCGACGAUGAAGCAGAAGCAGAUAUGCAAAAGAUCGAUGUUAUAGAAGAAACUCAACAAGGAGAUGUCCCGAUCGUCGAAGAAAUGCCAGAAAAUGAUUCUCAAGUGACUGCAAGUAGCGAUGAAGUAACUAAAGACUCCGAAGUGACAUCUUUAGAGAUGGACAGCAAAGACAAGGGAGAUUUCAAUGAAGCAGAAGCCACUCCUGAUUCCAUUUGAGUCUUGCUCAAAUUGUGAGUAAAUUGUGGAUUUAUACUUUGAUCUAAAUUAAUAUGGGGAGUGAAUAUGCUGUAGGGAUUUUUGAAGAAUCACUUUUUAUUUUUAAAACAGCUUUGAGAGAUUGGGAAGACUACUCUGCCAUUUUAUUAUGUUGAAUUUUCAUAUUUAAGACAAAUUGAUCGUCAAAUUUAUACAUUCAAUAAAAUUAUUUGCUAGACUA
This is a messenger RNA of Harmonia axyridis, 2003 nucleotides long. RefSeq names its product serine/threonine-protein phosphatase 4 regulatory subunit 2 (gene PPP4R2r). Gene Ontology annotation, cellular component: protein phosphatase 4 complex; cytoplasm; nucleus. The coding region runs from base 158 to 1783 and encodes 541 amino acids. Gene Ontology annotation, molecular function: protein phosphatase regulator activity. The record is from RefSeq and is a predicted model, not a curated record. Gene Ontology annotation, biological process: protein dephosphorylation. The transcript has 2 exons. NCBI's taxonomy places the organism in Eukaryota, Metazoa, Arthropoda, Insecta, Coleoptera, Coccinellidae.